This is a messenger RNA of Desarmillaria tabescens, 612 nucleotides long. RefSeq lists its product as uncharacterized. The transcript has 4 exons. Bases 111 to 488 code for a protein of 125 amino acids. The record is from RefSeq and is a predicted model, not a curated record. NCBI's taxonomy places the organism in Eukaryota, Fungi, Basidiomycota, Agaricomycetes, Agaricales, Physalacriaceae.
UUUUACUAUGACGUAUAUGACGUCACUCUCAGUCGUGAAGGGACCAUUCAGCGACCAAUACAAAUAUAAACGCACCGUCAUGGAUAAAUCGAUUUUCUUCCUAACACGCUAUGUCUUCAUCACCUGGAGUAUUCAACGUUAAAGAGCCACAAGGUGCUGAGCUUGCCCAAGCGCAAACCACCGCCGCAAGGGCCCAAGUAACGGCUCCGACACCCCAAAUCGCGCGUCAAGAAGAGAGGGCUUUGGAUGCUGCCAAAGAAGCGGCCCAGAAUGCUGUUGCAACUGCCCAGGCGAAGGGUCCAGCAUUUACCAGCCAAUCGCCCUCUGCCCUUGACACCCUUCAACGACAAGUUCAAGAGACCACAAACGCUGCGGUAGCUGAAGGAAAGCAGGACGUCGAAGCAGCCAAGUCCUCCGGAACAGGAUACCUCGAGCAGGCCAAGGAACUCGCCAGUAAUACGAUCACUGCAGUUGACUGUUCGAGAUAAUUAUCUUCCGACGGAUUUCGUUGAAUAGCAAUUUUACCAGCAAUAUCUCCCUGGUACUAAUGCUACAAUCACCAAAGCAUCCGAGUCGCAAGGGACUACCGUGCGACCGCCGCCGUGGAGACUG